Phyllopteryx taeniolatus (common seadragon) is the source of this 1020-nucleotide messenger RNA. RefSeq names its product transmembrane protein 233-like. Gene Ontology annotation, cellular component: membrane. The record is from RefSeq and is a predicted model, not a curated record. Lineage: Eukaryota; Metazoa; Chordata; Actinopteri; Syngnathiformes; Syngnathidae.
GAUGGAGGCCAAUGGGGUUAGUGAUCCUCUCCCCUCUCUGCACAGUCUUCCUUGCUCUCUCGCUCCUCACAUUUUAUGUUACAAGAGGGCUUCAAUCGGCAGCACAAGACUUUUAGAUCUGCGGAUUCAACCUUUUCUUGUCAGGAUCACUGGACUUUAGAAUUUGGUAAUUGAAUUUUCCCCUCUGAUUUUUUCUUCCUCCUGUGACCUUUUCAUUGGUGUCUUGUAAAAUGGCUCUGGGAGUGCUAAAACCACCAGUGAAAAGUUCACUGACUGAGAAUAACUUUUGUGACAACAGUUCAACAGAGGAAAAGGAGCCUCAACUUAAAAGUUAUCUUAUUUUAACUAUGCUUACCUGCUUUUGUCCUGCAUAUCCUGUCAACAUUAUUGCUCUGGUCUACUCUAUCAUGUCUAGAAACAGCUAUUACAAUGGUGACUAUGAUGGCUCAAGACGGUUGGGCAAGAAUGCUCUUUAUGUCGCCGUUGCUUCCAUCAUCAUAGGCCUACUCGUCAUCACUAUCAUCUGUACUGUGCAUUUCACCACUAUGAAUCAUUGGGUCUGAGGGUGUGAGGGAAAGGGACUUUUGGAACACUUGAACAGGGAAAACAAAACUGCUGAUUGUAAGAUGGCCUGAAAGAAGGUUGAAAAGAAUUGGGAGGGACUACAUUCAUGUUUAAUUGUGACAUCUCAUCCUGUUGGUCCCCCCCAUGUAGCCAAAGACUUUUAGAUUUUUAAAUUGAUCACACUACCUGAUAAUUGAUAAUACUAGUAAGAUGAGCAAGGAAGCUUCUAAGAGAAGGCAAGAGAGUCCACAAAUCCGUGUUUCACUGCUUUUAUUGUGGCCAGAUAUUGCGAAGACAUUGCCUUGAGUAUCUCAUCCACAAGAUGUCUGUCAACUACUGUACAAAGGUCUUUUAUUGGCUGUAUAGUAUCAUAUUCUUAAAUGUAUAUGCACUAUAUUAUAAUGUAUGUUCUGAAAAUGUGCAAAAAAACCAAAAACAAAAUAAAGUUUUACAGUA